This is a messenger RNA of Mercenaria mercenaria, 680 nucleotides long. RefSeq names its product protein GVQW3-like. The record is from RefSeq and is a predicted model, not a curated record. Lineage: Eukaryota; Metazoa; Mollusca; Bivalvia; Venerida; Veneridae. Gene Ontology annotation, molecular function: protein binding. The transcript has 3 exons. The annotation marks the transcript as partial.
AUGGUUGGCAAGAGAAGUGUAAAGGCAGCUGAAAUUCGAGGUUAUAUAAAGACUCGAUGCCAGCUUGGCGUAUCAGCGAAGGAGAUUUUUAACGAAUUGUGUGUUGUUCAUGGACAGAAUGAAGUGUCGUAUGCCACCGUCACGAGGUGGAUUAAGAAGUUUAGAAGCGGUUGUGACUCCAUUAAUGAUGCACCAAAAUCGGGACGUCCUUGUAGUGCUACUUCUAACACUAUGGUUAACAAAGUAUGUGAUGUGGUUAAGUCUGACGCCAGACUAACUGUUCAUCAGAUAGCUAGUAGAGUUGAUAUUUCAGCCGCAAGCGUAUUCCGCAUUCUAAAACGUGCUGUCUACAACAUGGCGUCUAGGGACAUUCUUCUUAAAAUACCUUUUCGAAGCCUGGAAAUCGAUUUUGAAAAGGGAGAAGAACACGUCUUAAAAGUAGUGAAUAAUCGUAUUCAUCAUGGGAAGGACCCUAACCUCAUACGAGAUGAGACAUCUGGCAACGGAUGGCUACAUUAUGCAGCUAAAUACAAUUUUAAACAUGUUGCUACAAAAUUGCUUGAACAUGGAAUUGAUGUGCUUGCGAGGAACAAAGAACAGAAAACUGCUUUGGAAGUUGCAAUAGACAAGAAAUAUGACAAAAUGAGUGCUUUAAUUGCUAGAAGAAUGACCCGAAUCGA